AUGGCCGCGUCGCCUCCGCCGCCGCUGCCGCCACCGGAAGCCCCGACGUUUUCCCCUCCCCGCCCCUCCCCGCCUGUUCAGCGUUACGGGCCGAGGACCCGCUCCCGAGCCGGGCCUGGCGUCGGUGUUCGCCUGAGUUCCGCGCAUCGUGAACCCGCAAGGCCCCCCUGCGCCCACCCCGUUAGAGUCCCCUUUCCUCGUCCGCACCCAGUCCUGUCUCAGGGUCCUGGGUUGCCCAAGCCAGCCCUGGAGCAGACGAGAUGUAACGAGCUACAACCUCCGCGAAAGCUGGUUCUUUUUCGUCAGGCACUGUGUCGGGCAGCCCUAGGGGAGCGGCAACGUGCCCCGCAUGCGUGUGCGAGAAAUUACGAACCUCGAAAGUCGGCUCUCCGUUAUCUGCGGCUGCCGGAGGGGGUGUAGGGAAUGAGGAGCGGGUGAUCCGCAGCCCGCGGAUAGUCGGACGCUGCGCAGAGAAUGCCCCCUGUCAGUAAUGAUGCAGUCCUAGGGGCUUAGAGAAAAGAACUUAUCCUAGAGAGGCAAGAACUGUAUAGGAAGACUUGCACAGCCCCUCACCCCCUCCUCCAGAUCCAAAGACUGGAUGGAACACCUGCCGCACAGACUGCACAGUCCCUUUGGGCACCUGGAAGAGCA
This is a messenger RNA of Phascolarctos cinereus (koala), 651 nucleotides long. RefSeq lists its product as uncharacterized. The record is from RefSeq and is a predicted model, not a curated record. Lineage: Eukaryota; Metazoa; Chordata; Mammalia; Diprotodontia; Phascolarctidae.